AUGGGGCUCAGAUUGCUUAGAAGUCACAUGAUCACACAUACUGUAGAUGCUCUUUGUAAGCAGAAGACAUGUGAGAAAAACUUUAGUUCUUCAACUUCUCUUCAAGAGAGAACCCACACUGGAGAGAAGCUCUCUCAGUUCAAACACGGUAGAAAAACCCUCAUAAAUUAUCCAAGUUUUCAAAUACAUGAAAGAAGCCACACUGAAGAGAAACGCUAUAAAUGUAGUGUUUGUGGGGAGGCCUUCAGAUAUCGCACUUCCUUAAAAAGACACAAAUGGAUUCACAUAGCAGAAAAACCCUAUACAUGUAAGGAGUGUGGAAAAGCAUUCAAACAAAACUCUUCCUUACAAAUACAUGAAAAACUUCACACAGGAGGGAAACCAUAUAAAUGUCAGCACUGUAGUAAAGCCUACAAUCACCGCAGCUCCCUUGGAGCACACAUGAACAUACAUACUGGGAAUAUUCCUUACCAGUGUAAGGAAUGUGGAAAAGUAUUUGCUCGCCUUAGUUGGUAUCAAAGACAUGAACAAAUGCACACUGGAGUGCAACCCUAUGAAUGUAAACAAUGUGGUCAAACCUACAGACGUUAUAGUUCCUUACAAAUACACGAAAGAAGUCAUACAGGAGUGAGGCCUUUUAAAUGCAAGGAAUGUGAUAAAGCCUACGCUAGUAAUAAAAACCUUCAGAUCCAUUUGAAAUUGCACACUGGAGAGAUACCCUAUAAAUGUAAAGAAUGUGGUAAAACCUACAAAGAUGAUCGUUCCUUUAAAAUACAUGAAAGAAAUCAUACAGGAGUGAGGCCAUUUAAAUGCAAGGAAUGUGAUAAAGCCUUCAUUUCUAGAAAAGUCCUUCGGAUGCAUUUAAAAGUUCACACUGGAGAGAGACCAUAUGAAUGUAAAGAAUGUGGGAAAACCUAUACUGAUAGCUCUUCUCUUGAAAGGCAUAUGAGGACUCACUGA
Molecule: messenger RNA, 960 nt
Organism: Myotis brandtii (Brandt's bat)
Lineage: Eukaryota; Metazoa; Chordata; Mammalia; Chiroptera; Vespertilionidae
Product: zinc finger protein 791-like
Exons: 1
Coding region: 1-960 (319 amino acids)
Biological process (GO): regulation of transcription by RNA polymerase II
Cellular component (GO): nucleus
Molecular function (GO): DNA-binding transcription activator activity, RNA polymerase II-specific; RNA polymerase II cis-regulatory region sequence-specific DNA binding
Source: RefSeq, a predicted model, not a curated record